ACUACAUGCAGCCAAAAAGAAACAACAACAACAACGUCUGUGUUUUACGUGCGUGAAAAUUAGUUAAGUUUUUAUGAAAAAAACUUAGUUGGCUGAUCUUAAGAGAGUGUUGAAUUGAUCCAUAUGCUGCGGGGGAGUGCGGGGCAAAGGGCUUUAAUCAGCAGGACAGGCUAAAAGGUUCCAGAAACGUGAAUUUCGCGAAAGUGAAAACGGGGCAGUGCUGUGGAAAACGGAACAAAACGGUGCCAAAAUCGAAAAGAAUAGCUGCGAAAAGGAACGGGCAAUAAAACAGGAGGUGUAGACAAACGCGGUCAUCAAAGAUAUAGUCAAUUUAUCUGCCCUUGCAACCGAUUUGCCAGCGAAACAACAAGAAGUAACUGUUCAAGACCAACACCCACACACGCACUCCUAAACAAAUUGUGUACAUAUAUAUUGCGUAGUGCGGCGCUUGAAAAGCUGUUUCCAUCACCAUCUCCAUCGCGAACUCACUCCGAAAACCACUCCGCACAUGUCCUAUAUGAUGGCCAAGACCCUGGAGGAGCAGAGCCUGCGGGAAUGCGAGCACUACAUUCAGACCCAUGGCAUCCAGCGCGUCCUCAAGGACUGCAUCGUCCAGCUGUGCGUCUGCAGACCAGAGAAUCCCGUGCAGUUCCUGCGACAGUACUUCCAGAAACUCGAGCGGGAACAAGUAAAACUGGAUGCCAGUAGACAGGUAAUCAGCCCCGACGACUGCGAAGAUCUCAGCCCGAUGCCACAGACAGCAGCUCCACCGGUGCGCAGACGCGGAGGAAUCUCCGCUGAGCCCGUCACCGAGGAGGAUGCCGCAAACUACGUGAAGAAGGUAGUGCCCAAGGACUACAAGACGAUGAAUGCCCUGUCCAAGGCGAUUGCCAAGAAUGUGCUCUUUGCCCAUUUGGAUGAGAGUGAGCGUUCCGACAUUUUUGAUGCCAUGUUCCCAGUGAAUCACAUUGCCGGCGAGAAUAUCAUCCAGCAGGGCGACGAAGGCGACAACUUCUAUGUGAUUGAUGUGGGCGAGGUCGAUGUCUUCGUCAACUCCGAACUGGUGACCACAAUCAGCGAGGGCGGAAGCUUUGGCGAAUUGGCCCUGAUCUAUGGCACUCCACGCGCCGCCACCGUGCGGGCCAAAACCGAUGUAAAGCUGUGGGGCAUCGACCGCGACUCCUACCGCCGCAUCCUGAUGGGCUCGACCAUCCGCAAGCGCAAGAUGUACGAGGAGUUCUUGUCGCGCGUCUCCAUUCUUGAGAGCCUGGACAAAUGGGAGCGCCUCACGGUGGCCGAUUCCCUGGAGACCUGCUCUUUCGAUGAUGGCGAGACGAUUGUCAAGCAGGGAGCAGCCGGCGAUGAUUUCUACAUCAUCCUCGAGGGAUGUGCGGUGGUGCUGCAGCAGCGUUCCGAGCAGGGAGAGGAACCCGCCGAGGUAGGACGUCUGGGUAGCAGCGAUUACUUUGGCGAGAUUGCUCUGCUUUUGGACCGACCACGGGCGGCGACCGUUGUGGCCCGCGGGCCGCUCAAGUGCGUCAAACUGGACCGGGCGAGAUUUGAACGCGUUUUGGGUCCUUGCGCCGACAUUCUCAAACGCAACAUCACGCAGUAUAACAGUUUCGUUUCGUUGUCCGUUUAAGCCAGCAACAACGAUAAGAACCACUACAAAAAAUCAACAACAAAGAGCAGCAGCAUAAAAAACAACAACAACAGACAAACAAACAACGCAGCGAACGUCAAAAACAACAUGAAGGCGGAUGAGAAAUAGGUGGAUAGAAAAACAAACGCUCAGCAGCAUAAAGAAGAAAUCGUAAACUAUAUAAGUGUGUAAAGUUAAUUGCCGCAAAGCCAUGGGAUUCUCGAUUCUGUCAGAGAUACAGAAUGCGCGGGGGGCUGAGGGCUAAAAAAUGUUAAUUAUCUGAUUCUGUAUGUUGUGCUGAAGUUACAUAAUUGUGUAUGUGUGUGUCUCUGUGCAAAGGUUGCGGCGGCAUGUUCCCCACCCCGCAACCCUCGACAUCGGAGAUAGUUUUCCCAGGCUUCAUCUAUAUACUUCUCUUAACUUCUUCAAAUUCUCUAAAAACUUUUUGUAUAACUAAUGGAACAUGCUGCCUCCCUAAAAACAAAAACGUUUCAUUAAAUAUCCAACAGACAUCUGAAUGUUUUUUAACAAAGAAAUAAACAAGAUGAAUAUAUGUGUAAUAAAUAAAAUCAUACAAAAAAGGCAACACACACAGGCACAAAACACAGACACACGAACUCACACACUCUCAUACGAGGCAUAUAGUCAUGGAAAAGUAGGAAAGGAAUGAAAAAAUUGUAUUUCGCUUGUAUGAUUCGUUAUUUUUUGUCUAGAACAAAAACACAUCGGCAGCAAUUAAUUAACCAUUUUAAUUUUAAUUUUAGUAAAUUAUUCUUAAACGUGAACGCUUAGCACAUGAAGUCAGCGUGUCAGAAACUAUUUAAUUAAAUUUUAAAAUCAAUGAAAAAUGCA
Drosophila rhopaloa is the source of this 2494-nucleotide messenger RNA. RefSeq names its product cAMP-dependent protein kinase type I regulatory subunit (gene Pka-R1). The record is from RefSeq and is a predicted model, not a curated record. Gene Ontology annotation, molecular function: cAMP-dependent protein kinase regulator activity. Gene Ontology annotation, cellular component: cAMP-dependent protein kinase complex. Bases 509 to 1642 code for a protein of 377 amino acids. NCBI's taxonomy places the organism in Eukaryota, Metazoa, Arthropoda, Insecta, Diptera, Drosophilidae. Gene Ontology annotation, biological process: regulation of protein phosphorylation. The transcript is spliced from 5 exons.